AUGGCGCUGCUGCAGAACGUGUCGCUGCAGGAUCCACGGGACCGCUUCGAGCUGCUGCAGCGCGUGGGGGCCGGGACCUAUGGCGACGUCUACAAGGCCCGCGACACGGUCACGUCCGAACUGGCCGCGGUCAAAAUAGUCAAGCUAGACCCAGGGGACGACAUCAGCUCCCUUCAGCAGGAAAUCACCAUCCUGCGUGAGUGCCGCCACCCCAACGUGGUGGCCUACAUUGGCAGCUACCUCAGGAAUGACCGCUUGUGGAUCUGCAUGGAGUUCUGCGGAGGGGGGUCUCUGCAGGAGAUUUACCACGCCACCGGGCCCCUGGAGGAGCGGCAGAUUGCCUAUGUCUGUCGGGAGGCACUGAAGGGGCUGCAUCACUUGCACUCUCAGGGGAAGAUCCACAGAGACAUCAAGGGAGCCAACCUUCUCCUCACCCUCCAGGGAGAUGUCAAGCUGGCUGACUUCGGGGUGUCAGGCGAGCUGACAGCAUCCGUGGCCAAGAGGAGGUCUUUCAUUGGGACUCCAUACUGGAUGGCCCCAGAGGUGGCCGCCGUGGAGCGCAAAGGUGGCUACAAUGAGCUGUGUGACAUCUGGGCCCUGGGCAUCACCGCCAUCGAACUGGGCGAGCUGCAGCCGCCUCUCUUCCACCUGCAUCCCAUGAGGGCCUUGAUGCUCAUGUCGAAGAGCAGCUUCCAGCCGCCAAAGCUGAGAGACAAGACUCGCUGGACCCAGAAUUUCCAUCACUUCCUCAAGCUUGCCUUGACCAAGAAUCCCAAGAAGAGACCAACGGCAGAGAAGCUUCUGCAGCACCCCUUCACAACCCAGCAGCUGCCUCGGGCUCUCCUCACACAGCUGUUGGACAAGGCCAACGAUCCCCACCUGGGAACCCCCUCUCCAGAAGACUGUGACCUGGAGACUUAUGACAUAUUUCCGGACACCAUUCACUCCCGGGGGCAGCAUGGCCCAGCCGAGAGGACCCCCUCGGAGAUCCAGUUUCACCAGGUGAAAUUCGGCGCCCCACGCAGGAAGGAAACAGACCCACUGAACGAGCCGUGGGAAGAGGAGUGGACGCUGCUGGGGAAGGAAGAACUGAGCGGGAGCCUGCUGCAGUCAGUCCAGGAGGCCCUGGAGGAAAGGAGCCUGACCAUCCGGCCAGCCUUGGAACUCCAGGAGGUGGACUCCCCAGAUGACACCAUAGGAACCAUCAAGAGGGCCCCAUUCUUGGGGUCAUCUCCCACUGAGCCUCCAGCUGAGGACCUGCAACCCAGUCUCCCAGGAACUCCACCCCUACCGCACCCAGGCCCUGCCAGUCCUCCCCUGCUCCCCACCGCCUGGGCCACCAUGAAGCAUCGGGAAGAUCCUGAGAGGUCAUCUUGCCAUGGGCUCCCCCCGACCCCCAAGGUGCACAUGGGCGCCUGCUUCUCCAAGGUCUUCAAUGGCUGCCCUCUGCGGAUCCAUGCUGCUAUCACCUGGAUUCACCCUGUCACCCGGGACCAGUUCCUGGUGGUGGGAGCCGAGGAAGGUAUCUAUACCCUCAACCUGCAUGAACUGCAUGAGGAUACACUGGAGAAGCUGAUUUCGCACCGCUGCGCCUGGCUCUACUGCGUGAACAACGUGCUACUGUCCCUCUCAGGGAAAUCCACACACAUCUGGGCCCACGACCUCCCAGGCCUGUUUGAGCAGCGGCGGCUACAGCAGCAGGUCCCCCUCUCCAUCCCCACCAACCGCCUCACCCAGCGUAUCAUCCCCAGGCGAUUUGCCCUGUCCAACAAGAUUCCUGACACCAAAGGCUGCCUGCAGUGUCGUGUGGUGCGGAACCCCCACACGGGCAGCACCUUCCUGCUGGCCGCGCUCCCCGCCAGCCUGCUCCUGCUCCAGUGGUACGAACCGUUGCAGAAGUUCCUGCUGCUGAAGAACUUCUCCAGCCCCUUGCCCAGCCCAGCAGGGAUGCUGGAGCCGCUGGUACUGGACGGGAAUGAGCUACCGCAGGUGUGUGUGGGGGCCGAGGGCCCUGAGGGGCCCGGCUGCCGCGUCCUGUUCCACGUCCUACCGCUGGAGGCUGGCCUGACGCCGGACAUCCUCAUCCCACCCGAGGGGUUCCCAGGCUCUGCCCAGCAGGUGAUCCAGGUGGACAGGGACACAGUCCUGGUCUGCUUUGACCGCUGCGUGAGGAUCGUCAACCUGCUGGGUGAGCCCACAGCCACGCUGGCGCCCGUGCUGACCUUUGACUUCCCCAUUGAGACUGUGGUGUGCCUGCAGGACAGCGUGCUGGCCUUCUGGAGCCAUGGGAUGCAGGGCCGCAGCCUGGACACCAAUGAGGUGACCCAGGAGAUCACAGAUGAGACGAGAAUCUUCCGAGUGCUCGGUGCCCACAGAGACAUCAUCCUUGAGAGCAUUCCCACCGACAAGCCCGGGGCUCACAGCAACCUCUACAUUCUCACAGGCCACCAGAGCAGUUACUGA
Rangifer tarandus platyrhynchus (Svalbard reindeer) is the source of this 2463-nucleotide messenger RNA. Lineage: Eukaryota; Metazoa; Chordata; Mammalia; Artiodactyla; Cervidae. The record is from the annotation of a GenBank genome assembly.